Messenger RNA from Entamoeba nuttalli P19, 258 nucleotides. RefSeq lists its product as hypothetical. The annotation marks the transcript as partial. The record is from RefSeq and is a predicted model, not a curated record. NCBI's taxonomy places the organism in Eukaryota, Evosea, Mastigamoebida, Endamoebidae. The transcript has a single exon.
AUGAUGAAUAUAACAACUGAUGUUAUGCCAUCUGUUGUUCUUCCACCAAAAGUUGAUAAAGACGUAGUAAAUUAUUUAGCCUCUAAUUAUCCUUUACCUGUUUCUCUUCAACAAUUUAUUGAUACUUGUAGAAAAUUAACACCAACAUUUAAAAUUGCUGAAAUGGAUAGAAUUCAAGACCCAACUACAAAUAGUUGGUUUAUUGUUAAUAUUAAAGGAAAUUCUCAGCCAAUUGAUUUAUGUUUAAUGAAACAAAAG